Molecule: messenger RNA, 990 nt
Organism: Cutaneotrichosporon cavernicola
Lineage: Eukaryota; Fungi; Basidiomycota; Tremellomycetes; Trichosporonales; Trichosporonaceae
Exons: 4
Coding region: 1-990 (329 amino acids)
Cellular component (GO): membrane
Molecular function (GO): serine-type endopeptidase activity
Source: RefSeq, a predicted model, not a curated record
AUGUCGCGCCUCUUACCCGGCCUCGGCGCGCUGCGCUGUGCCAUCCGCCGACCCAUAUCCGUCAUCCGCGCUCGUCCGCUCUCAAGCUCGCCCGCCACGUCAAAGCCACGCCUCACCCCUUCGACCUCGCUACUCACGAAUGAACGCGUCAACGCCCUCUGGGCGCGGCAGCCGCACCCCUCUGCUCCACCUGCUAGCAUGACCCACCGCUUCCUCCAUCGCGCCUUCUCUUCCUCCCCCCUCGGCCGGAUUCGGGACCACUACAACCGCUCCUCCGGCAACGGACGUCCCCCUCCCCGCCCCGGCGUGCUCGACAUGAUCCGCGCCCGUGUGAACCGCUGGAACCCUCUGCAUGUCGUGUACAUCAUCAUGGCACUUAACGCGAUUGUCUUCCUGGCUUGGCAGUACGCCAUUUCCUCAUGGCAACGGUUCCGCGACCCGUCCCUCUACAACUGGAUGUGGAAGAACUUUAUCCUCUGCAUGCCCAACAUCACCGAAGGGCGGAUUUGGACUCUGGUCACGAGCACUUUCUCUCAGAUGAGCACAGCGCACAUCUUCUUCAACAUGCUCGGCCUGUACUUUAUGGCUCCAGCGGUGGCGGGUCUUCUUGGCGCUUUCAACUUCCUAGGACUGUAUAUUGGCGGCGGACUGUUUGCCGGUAUCUGCUCACUCGCGUACCAGACAUUCAACACUAACAAGACUCGUCGCAUUGGGGGGUCCGAAGGCGCCAGCGGAGCCAUCUACGCUUGCCUCGCGUUCUACGGCACCAUCUUCCCACAGGCAACUUUCCUGCUCUUCUUCAUCAUUCCAGCGCGUGCGUGGAUGGUCGUUGGCGGCUUGUUCGCGUGGGACUUCUGGCAGGCCAUCACCUCGCGCCAAGGUCUGACCGACUCCGCUGGCCACGCUGGCGGCAUCGCGUUCGGCGUCGCGUCGGCUCUCUACGCUCGUCACAAGUAUCUUGGCUCGUGGCGCCGCGGGUUCCGCAUGUAG